AUGAAAAGUGUGGCAAACCCUGAGGACACGGUGUCACGUCUGCUCGAAUCAAAUCUUCACGCCUGCCUUGAUCUUCAUCCUCUGACAGGAAACAUGUCAUCGUCACCGAGGGUGGGUGUGGUCAGACGCUCGAUGCUGACCGACCCGCUGCUAAUCAAGGCGCCUCUUGGGCGCUCGCGGUCCAAAGGUUUUGCCGUUCCUGGUCCGGACUUCACUUUUGGAACCAGCAGUAACUCGCUGAGGGAUGGAGGCGUGGCCGAAGCUCUUUCCAGCUGGAACGUUCAGCCGCGGCAGGAAGAAUCUGCCACUCAGCAUGCAGACUUUGUGUCUCUGAACCGCGAGGCGGUGAAGUCUGGCAUGGUGACGCCCAAAGAGCUGAGUCAGUACCGGGUUCAGAGGGCCCAGAGCUCCGCCUCCGAACUGCGGCACGGCCGGCUUCCACGACGCCGAGAUCAGGUUCCUGACAUCACGUUUGGAGUCAGAAACAGGCCGUCGUCUCCGAUGUCAGACGUCCUGUCUCAUCAGUACGCUCAGCGCUGGCUCCACGAUCAGCUGAGCAAGAAUCAAACCCACAACCUCAAAUGCAAGAUGAAACCAGGGUGUAUUCCUGACACGAGGACCAGCCUGCUGAGGAGGAGUAAAUCUCUGCCGGUCAUAGAAACACCACCCAAACCAGCUCGCUUUGCACAGGUCGGUCCGGCUCUCGACACCUUCAGGGACCAGGAGACUCGUGUGCGGGCGUUUGGGGCUCGUCGCUCCAGCUCUCAAACCCAGCGCUCAGUUCUGAGGACCGCCCGUCAUGAAGAACCUGGUGGAAAACGGGCGGAGCCACUCUGAGGAUGUUUUCAGACAAAUGCAAAUAAAAGAUGAAAAGUUCUCACAGCAAGAUGACUUAAAGUUUCCUCCAAACAACAUGUGGUCAGAGAGGAGUCCCCCAGGGCUCUGUACUAAAUGCUGAUGAUACUUUUCUGUUACCAGAUAACUUGAA
Pelmatolapia mariae (spotted tilapia) is the source of this 988-nucleotide messenger RNA. It is a transcript of the gene cfap77, whose product is annotated as cilia and flagella associated protein 77. The coding region runs from base 1 to 837 and encodes 278 amino acids. Lineage: Eukaryota; Metazoa; Chordata; Actinopteri; Cichliformes; Cichlidae. The transcript is spliced from 7 exons. The record is from RefSeq and is a predicted model, not a curated record.